GUUGAUUCAUAACUUUUCCCGAUGUGAACCGAUUUUGCUCAUUUUCAAUUACAAACGAUCAAAUUACUUGUAAAAUGUAUAAAUAUAAUGAUGAUAAAAUGGAACUCGAUGAUGAAUAUGAUGAUGAAGGAAAUUACACUAGCACAGAUCAAGCUGAUGACGAUAUCGAUGAAGAGGAGGAGGGUGAGCGAGAUCUAACAAACCUUACUUGGCUUAUUGAAUUACGCAAUCAAACAAUGGAUUUUGUUCACAUGACAUUAGAGGAAGAAAUUAAGAAAGAUAACAAACUAGCUACAUCAUUUCAUAUAGAACAAAUGACAGUUCACCAAGGAUUAUAUCAUUGCCAUGAAUUUGAAAAUGAAUUGGAUAUUACGCCGUCAACAGAUAAAUUGGAACAAAAAUGUCAAAACUCUCAACAAAAUUCCAAUGAAACACGCGCAGUUAAAAUAUCAAAUCAACAAAAGCGACAAUCACCUGCGGAGAGAUACGAAAUGUUUUUAAAUAAAAUUAAAAGGGAAUUGGAAAUCUAUGAAGAAUCAGCUUUAUAUUAUCAAUCUGAUGUUGUUCAAAAGCCUCCAUUCAAUUAUUCGCAUAUUAUUGGUAUGGCUAUGCUUGAAAAUGGCAGGCGUGUUACGUUGCAACAAAUCUGUACUUGGAUUGAAAGAAAAUUUGCUUUUUUCCGUGUGCGAAAAAAGUGGAAUAAUUCAAUACGACACAAUUUGUCAUUACAUCCUUGUUUUCGUAAAAUCGGUCGCAAUAAAGAGGAUAAAGGAAAAGGUGGUUAUUGGGAGUUAGGAAUUGAUCCUAAAAAGAUCGAUCGAAAGCGCAUCCGUAACCGAAAAUCUUCAGCGCAAGGGGGUAAAGCAAAAAGCAAAAAAUUUAUUAAAACGAAAAGGAAAAGGCAACAAAUUAUGAUCAGCAAUAAAAAGACAAAUCUUAAACAUAUCCAGGAAAAUUUAAGAAAAUUUCCUGGUGAGAGUGAUUAUGAAGAAUUGCUAUUAGAUGAGAUGGAUGUACAACAAAACAUUGACGUAAUGAGCACAAAUUCAAAUAUUCACAACAAAAAUAUCCAUGAGACAAGUUGUAAGUCUUCACAAAGAAAACAAAUACAUCCAUUAAACAAAAUUGUCAGUCUAGAGGCUGAAAAAAUGUUAGCAAAUUAUAAUAAUGCUGAUGAUUCAAAAGCACCUUCAGAAAAUAUAAAUUUUACCAUCAAUAGAAAUGAACAGUUCCCAUCAAAUCAGUGCCAGCAGCAGCAGUAUAAAUUAAAUACAAUAAUCAUAAGUUCAUCUGAAUUUGAUGCAGAUAUGCCAAGCUUUCAAAAUGUAAAUCCACGCACACUUAAAUCGCUCCUAACCACUAAUCCCACAAAAUAUCAAGUAUUUACUGAAGAACAACAAAAUCGUAAAUUCAUUGGAUUUUCUGAUGUUGAUGAAGCGCAACAAAAUGAAGAUGUUAUUAUCUCCUCAUGUUUAUGCAAUUUAUCGGAUGGUCUUACAACUUGUGUUCAUGAAUCGACGUCUAAUCAGGGUCAUAAUAUUAAUAGGACCAGCCCAUCAAACACUGUUAAAUUAGAUUUGAGUGACAUUUCCGCACAAUCUGUUCAAACGAAGCCAAAUGUCAUUGUUGAGCAAGUUAUUCAACCAGUUUUAAAUUUCUCAGCAAUAGAAAUUUCAUCGCAUUGUCUGCCAACGUCUACACUAAACACCACAACUACAAGAAUGUGUAUGAUUGGAUCACAAAAUGGUAACUAUCCAAAUGGAGCUGUAAACGAAAACUUUCGUCCCUAUAUAGAUGGAAUCGAUGAAGCUUUCCAGUAUCUGCGUAGCAUUGAUAAUACAAGAAAUGAAGAUAUUUUAGAUAAUUUACUUGAUAUCACUGUUAGUGAUUAUUAACGAAGUGCUAUUAUAAUCGGAUGUGCUGAAUGGUAUUCAUUAGAGUGGCGAUGAAAUAUACAUAUUUAUAAGGAAUAUUUUAUUAAUUUUAUUGGAUAAAAUUUUAUUUUAAUUUAGUAAAUAAAGAAUAAUAAACAUUUAA
Molecule: messenger RNA, 2037 nt
Organism: Lucilia cuprina (Australian sheep blowfly)
Lineage: Eukaryota; Metazoa; Arthropoda; Insecta; Diptera; Calliphoridae
Exons: 4
Coding region: 75-1895 (606 amino acids)
Biological process (GO): anatomical structure morphogenesis; cell differentiation; regulation of transcription by RNA polymerase II
Molecular function (GO): RNA polymerase II cis-regulatory region sequence-specific DNA binding; DNA-binding transcription factor activity, RNA polymerase II-specific
Source: RefSeq, a predicted model, not a curated record